Molecule: messenger RNA, 504 nt
Organism: Chenopodium quinoa (quinoa)
Lineage: Eukaryota; Viridiplantae; Streptophyta; Magnoliopsida; Caryophyllales; Amaranthaceae
Exons: 1
Coding region: 1-504 (167 amino acids)
Source: RefSeq, a predicted model, not a curated record
AUGGCAGUAGGGCAAAGGUCGGAUGAGUCUUUAAGAGAUUAUAUCAGACGGUUUAAUAACAAGGCAAAUACAAUCCCGAAGUUGCAACAGGAGAUAGCUGUGAUGGCAUUGAUGAAUGGCUUAAAUGAUUCCGAGUUUAAGCGCUAUCUUACACGAAAGAAUUUUCAAACAUUGGCAGCUGCUUUUAAUAAAGCCAAUGAUUACAUCAAAAGUGAAGAAUUGAUGAAAACAAGUAGUAAGAAUGUAGCUGUUGGCAAAGGUCAAUAUCAAUAUGAAGGUGCAGCCUUUGGAAGUGGAAGGCCGAGAACUUCGACCCCAAGAAGGGGAGGGGGAAAUCGGCAAGAGUUUAGGACUACAAAACCACCAAUGCGGUACAGUUUGUAUACUCCCUUGAAUACAUCAAGAGCAACAAUUUAUUCGGUUAAUCAGAAUAGAGAAAGCUGGACAAGGCCAAUUCCGAUGAAGGCAAGACCAAGAGAUGUUAAGAAGUAUUGUGUUUCAUAG